AUGGAUUGCAUUCGUUUCUGGACUAUCAUUUUUGCUUGUGGAUUCAUCCUAUUUUUGUCCUUGUUCCUAAUACUCAAAUACUAGAUCGAAUUUUACAGGUAUCCUGUUAAGAAUCAAACCAAUUCGGAGACUACUGCCAUUGUAUCAGCUUGUGUGUAUUUGGCCCUGACUAUUGGGUUCAUAAUUUGGGGGAGAAGAAGGGCUGAGAAGCAUAAAUUGGAGAUCUUAUAGUAAUAUAGCAAUUUGCCAGCCAAUCAAUUUGAGGCAGCUCCUGAGAUCGAGAAUGAGAAGAAGAUGGAAUCAUGAGAAAAACUCAUGUAAUUAGGAAUUUACAAUAAUAAUCUAUAAUAUU
Paramecium tetraurelia is the source of this 352-nucleotide messenger RNA. RefSeq lists its product as uncharacterized. The record is from RefSeq and is a predicted model, not a curated record. NCBI's taxonomy places the organism in Eukaryota, Ciliophora, Oligohymenophorea, Peniculida, Parameciidae. The transcript has 2 exons.